Oncorhynchus kisutch (coho salmon) is the source of this 6277-nucleotide messenger RNA. Its product is annotated as protein tyrosine phosphatase domain-containing protein 1. Gene Ontology annotation, molecular function: protein tyrosine phosphatase activity. The record is from RefSeq and is a predicted model, not a curated record. Bases 224 to 2776 code for a protein of 850 amino acids. The transcript has 11 exons. Gene Ontology annotation, biological process: protein dephosphorylation; cilium assembly. NCBI's taxonomy places the organism in Eukaryota, Metazoa, Chordata, Actinopteri, Salmoniformes, Salmonidae.
ACAGCACUUUUCAUUUGACAACAUGUCAGGUUGCUAUCUAGUUAGCUAGCCUGCAGGAUAAAUUCAUUCACAAUGGACAGAAAUAAAUAGAUACAGCUUAUUUAACAGCGGUUAAGAAGAUAUGGUGUUGCAACGUGAACGAUUGUCUUGCUUUUAGCUGAGUUCGCUUCAGUCAAAAGUCAUCGAAAGCAGCACAAUCAAAAGAGAAGACUAAGAGUGUGCCAUGGCGGCUGGUGUUAGCCUGCUGACUGAUGUGCCCUACUCUUCCUCUGGGGACCUCAACACAGGCAACAGCAUGAACACAGUCAGUACUCGGGUCCCCACAGCCAAGUACACCAAGGUGGGGGAGACUUUGAGACAUGUGAUCCCAGGUCACAUGCAGUGCUCCAUGGCGUGUGGAGGGAGGGCCUGUAAAUACGAGAACCCGGCCCGCUGGAGUGACAAGGAGCAGGCCGUUAAGGGACUGUACUCCUCAUGGAUAACUGACAACUUGCUGGCGAUGGCAAGGCCUUCUACUGAAAUCCUCGAGAAAUACAAUAUCAUAGAGCAGUUUACAAGGUGUGGCCUUCGUACGGUGAUCAACCUGCAGCGUCCCGGGGAACACGCCAGCUGUGGCAACCCUCUGGAACAUGACUCUGGAUUCACCUACAGACCUGAGGUGUUCAUGGAGGCUGGCAUUUAUUUCUAUAACUUUGGCUGGAAGGACUACGGCGUGGCGUCCCUGACUACUAUACUGGACAUGGUCAAGGUGAUGUCGUUCGCCAUCCAGGAGGGAAAGAUGGCCGUGCACUGUCACGCCGGUCUAGGGAGGACAGGUGUAUUACUGGCGUGUUAUCUGGUGUUCACCUCUCGUAUGAGUGCGGACCAGGCAAUCCUGUUUGUCAGAGCCAAGCGGCCCAACUCCAUCCAGACCCGAGGCCAGCUGCUGUGUGUCCGGGAGUUCGCCCAGUUCCUGGUUCCAUUGAGGAACGUGUUCUCCUGCGCAGAACCCCGGGCCAACACUGUUACGCUGUCCCAGUACUUGACUCGCCAACGCCACCUGCUGCACGGGUACGAGGCGCGGCAGAUGAAGAACGUGCCAAAGAUCGUCCAGCUGGUCUGCAAAGUCCUCCUGGACAUCGCUGCCAAUAGACAGGUGGUGGUGGAGGAGGCGGUGUUGGAGGUUCCAGACCUGACGGCGGAGGUGGAGAAGACAGUGUCCCAGCAGGCCAUCCAGCUGCUGGGGAAGGAGAUGAGAGGGAAGGGCAUCCCUGUGCCUUCAUCCCGCCUGCCUUGUCCCCGCCCUGAGACAGCCCUAACCCAGCCAUGUCCCCACCCUGAGACAGCCCUAACCCAGCCUUGUCCCCGCCCUGAGACAGCCCUAACCCAGCCUUGUCCCCACCCUGAGACAGCCCUAACCCAGCCUUGUCCCCACCCUGAGACAGCCCUAACCCAGCCUUGUCCCCACCCUGAGACAGCCCUAAUCCAGCCUUGUCCCCGCCCUGAGACAGCCCUAACCCACACACUACACAUGGAACGACCUCUCACUCCAAACCUAGCACUACUCCAGGAACCAUCGUUACUCUUAGAGCCCCCUCUCAGCCCAGCCCUGGCCCACGACCCGGUUCUGUCCAGUGACCAGGAGCUGGACCCUCUGUGGCAGCGGCAGAAUGGGGUGGCAGCCUCCCUCCUGAAGCCUCUGCAUCCGGGGAAACGCUUGCUGAGUUACAGUGACUCAGCCUUGUAUAAGCUAGACCCCAGACGAGACCCAGACCAGGAGCAGAACCAGAACCACAUCUGGAGCAUCCCUUGCGGCAAUCCUCUGACCCAGCACCAGCUAGCCACAGCCUGGGAGCCCCCCACAUCCCCUAGCCUCCCUCCACAGCACCACCCCUUCUCCAUGGGAGAGCAGACAAGGGAGGAGAGGCGAGGAGGACAGGAAAGGAGUUCUAAGGAGAGUGAUCACCACACCCAGAAGAACAUGUCUCCUCUCUUCCAGAGACGGAAGCAGCUCUGCGAGGGCCAGCGAAGUCUGUCCUUUGGGUUUGGGGGUAGUCUGUCCAAGCCCUCAGGAGAAGAGCUGUCAGAGGGGAGGCCGUGGAGAGGAGAUAUGCCUGUGAUGAGCCUUACAGGAGGAGAGGAGUCUGUGUGUGAGGUAGGCAGGGCUGGAGACAGAGAGGAAAGAGUGAGGGGGAAGGCUGGAGAAAGAGAGGACAGAGAGGAACGGAAGGACAGAGAGGACAGGGAGAGGCUGACAGAGGUCCCUGUCAUCACCCUGUAUGCUGAGCUGUCCCUGGAAGCCAGACGUCUGCUGGUGGCCAGAGCUCUGGCUUUGGGCCUGAAUGAUGAAGAUCUCCACUACAAGGUCUCAGUGUGGCAGACAGAGCUGAACUCCAGAGAAGGAGCCUGGGAGAGGCUGAGUCUAGAGAGAGACCCUAUGGUGCUGGCUGGUCUCAUGUGGUCCUGGCUGGAGCAGCUCAAAGAGCCAAUCAUCUCCUCUCAGGAUGUCCAGGCCCUGGGCCAGAAAAACUACAACUCUCAGCAUGCACUCAGUUCUCUGGAGAAGGGCCACAGACUGACCCUGCUCUGCAUCCUGGACUGUGCUGCUCAUCUGCUGGCCUUACCUGACAAGGAGGAAGCUGACUUCCUCAAUCACACCAUCAAGGUGUUCACUAAGAUCUCCUCAGAGAGUGACCAUGUUCUACACCAGACACUGAUGGCCACCCUGACUCCCAUCCUGCAUCAGUUGAGAGACAGAGCCGAGGAGGAGAUGGAGUCGACCAACCACUCCUCCUGAUGUUCCCUUGGACCCCUUCUCUCCUCUCCCCCCACCCCCCCUGUUCUUUGCUUCUAGUUUAACUCAGCUCUGUUUUGACCAGCUAACCUCCUCCCGCCUCUCCUCCCCUUCUUUCUCUCUCCUGGCCCAACGUUAAAGGAAAACUCCACCCAAAACUAUAUUUUGGAAUUUGUUUCAUUAGUCCAGUGUUGACAUAGUCCCAAACUGUUUUGCUUGUCAGCAAUCAAGUUGUUAAGUUAUGUAACUAAUGCGUCAUAUGGGGAUGAUUCUGUAUUUUGAAAGUUACAUAUCUUGGAAACUUGAUUGCUGAUAGUCCCAAACUGUUUUGCUUAUGUCAACAUUGGACUAAUGAAAGAAAUACCAAAAGAUAGUUUUUAGGUGGAGUUUUCCAUUAAGCUCUGUCCUGACUAGCUAACGGACGAUGCUGCUGCGCUGCGUUCCCUACUGUUACCAAGCUUUAGAUAAAAUAAUGAUGAUGUUGUAUGACAACGUGAUGUGAUUUCAGCAUCAAGGUUUGUUUUUGUUUGUUUUUAGCUAUUUCUUACUGUUAGUUUUUUAAAUGUAAAACUGCCAUACUGUGUUAAUGUGCCAGGUGAUGUUUCAGCUACAUGACUUAGUGUUCUGAUCUCAUCCAUCUACUACUGUAGGUUUUGCUGUGGAAACGGAUGGUAGUCCCAAAUAGCACCCUUUUCCCUAUAUAGUGCACUACUUUAGACCAGGGCCCUUUUCCCUAUAUAGUGCACUACUUUAGACCAGAGCCCAAUGGGUCAUUGUCAAGAGUAUGUAGUGCACUAUAUAGGGAAUAGGGUGUUGGUCGGUACGUUGGUUUUUGUCAGCAUUGACUGGAAAGGGAAUCCUGAUGAAAUGAAUGUAAAUGUUAUUUUAUUUCAGUGAAGAAUUGAACUUCUGCUUUGAAGCUGAAGAAGAGAAAAAAAAUAAAAACUUGAUUUAAUUUGAACCAAAAUAUAUUUUCACUGUCUAAAACUAACCAAUGUGUUAUUUAUUGGACUUCUCACUUGAUUAGAAAAACAUGAUGAAACAGGAUGUCCCAAAUAGCACCCUAUUGCCUAUAUAGUGCACUACUUUAGACCAGAGCCCUAUUGCCUAUAUAGUGCACUACUUUAGACCAGAGCCCUAUUGCCUAUAUAGUGCACUACUUUAGACCAGAGCCCUAUUGCCUAUAUAGUGCACUACUUUAGACCAGGGCCCUAUUCCCUAUAUAGUGCACUACUUUAGACCAGAGCCCUAUUCCCUAUAUAGUGCACUACUUCAGACCAGAGUCCGAUUCCCUAUAUUGUGCACUACGUUAGACCAGAGUCCUAUUCCCUAUAUAGUGCACUACGUUAUACCAGAGUUCUAUUCCCUAUAUUGUGCCGUGGGCUCUAGUCAGAAGUAGUGCACUAUAUAGGGAAUAGAGUGCCAUUUGGGAUGCAGGCCGACAAAAUGCAGAACGACAAAAUGCAGAACUUGAUAUGUUAAUUAGUAAAUUGCUUAGCUAGAUUCAAAUGCAACUGGAAAUGUAAUGCAAACUAGCUGGUGACAGUAAUUGUCCUUUUAAAGCAAUACUGUAAUUUUUGUCCUCAUCUUAAAUAAUACACCAAAAACACCUGACUGAGACAUGAGAAAACAUUGUACUGUAUAAAAGGUCAUUCCCACUGGGCACUGAUUCAACCAGUGUGUUCCCAGUGCGUUAGGACGACUUCAUCAAAACCUGCCUCCAACCACCUCUGCAUUUAAACGCUCUCUGCCUCAACUACUAUAAUGGCCUGAUAUGGGGAUCUAUAAUGUCACUGUGUUUAUUAGUUAACUACUAUAAUGGCCUGAUAUGGGGAUCUGUAAUGUCACUGUGUUUAUUAGUUAACUACUAUAAUGGCCUGAUAUGGGGAUCUAUAAUGUUACUGUGGUUAUUAGUUAACUACUAUAAUGGCCUGAUAUGGGGGAUCUAUAAUGUCACUGUGUUUAUUAGUUAACUACUAUAAUGGCCUGAUAUGGGGAUCUAUAAUGUCACUGUGUUUAUUAGUUAACUACUAUAAUGGCCUGAUAUGGGGAUCUGUAAUGUCACUGUGUUUAUUAGUUAACUACUAUAAUGGCCUGAUAUGGGGAUCUAUAAUGUCACUGUGUUUAUUAGUUAACUACUAUAAUGGCCUGAUAUGGGGAUCUAUAAUGUUACUGUGGUUAUUAGUUAACUACUAUAAUGGCCUGAUAUGGGGGAUCUAUAAUGUCACUGUGUUUAUUAGUUAACUACUAUAAUGGCCUGAUAUGGGGAUCUAUAAUGUCACUGUGUUUAUUAGUUGACUACUAUAAUGGCCUGAUAUGGGGGAUCUAUAAUGUCACUGUGUUUAUUAGUUAACUACUAUAAUGGCCUGAUAUGGGGAUCUAUAAUGUCACUGUGUUUAUUAGUUAACUACUAUAAUGGCCUGAUAUGGGAUCUGUACUGUUGUCUCUAAAGGAAACACUGUAGAUUGUUGAACACCGUAGCCGCUAAGACUACUCUGACCUCACUUACUGGACUGGCGUCCCAAAUGGAAAACUACUCCCUUUAUAGUGCACUACUAUUCCUUUUGGGUCUAAAGUAGUGUACUAUAUAUGGAAUAGGGUGCCAUUUGGGAUGCAGGCCCAGGAGACAAUGUAAAGACAACACUUUGUCAAGUAAUGUAGGUCUGUUUGAUGGGCCGGUGGCCCACUGCAGACGUGUAACACUGACAGAAGCCCUCCAGUUUAACUAAGGGACGUAAACUCCAGUCUAACUAAGGGACGUAAACUCCAGUUUAACUAAGGGACGUAAACUCCAGUUUAACUAAGGGACGUAAACUCCAGUUUAACUAAGGGACGUAAACUCCAGUUUAACUAAGGGACGUAAACUCCAGUUUAACUAAGGGACGUAAACUCCAGUUUAACUAAGGGACGUAAACUCCAGUUUAACUAAGGGACGUAAACUCCAGUUUAACUAAGGGACGUAAACUCCAGUUUAACUAAGGGACGUAAACUCCAGUUUAACUAAGGGACGUAAACUCCAGUUUAACUAAGGGACGUAAACUCCAGUUUAACUAAGGGACGUAAACUCCAGUUUAAGGGGACGGGAGCUGUAGCUCCAUUAAAGGGACGGGAGCUGUAGCUCCAUUAAAGGGACGGGAGCUGUAGCUCCAUUAAAGGGACGGGAGCUGUAGCUCCAUUAAAGGGACGGGAGCUGUAGCUCCAUUAAAGGGACGGGAGCUGUAGCUCCAUUAAAGGGACGGGAGCUGCAGCUCCAUUAAAGGGACGGGAGCUGCAGCUCCAUUAAAGGGACGGGAGCUGCAGCUCCAUUAAAGGGACGGGAGCUGCAGCUCCAUUAAAGGGACGGGAGCUGUAGCUCCAUUAAAGGGACGGGAGCUGCAGCUCCAUUAAAGGGAUGGUGAUUUCAGAUGUACGUUGUAGCAACGUUGUACUGUUUAACUGUUCAAGAAGCACAAUUCUUUCAUUGUUACAUUCGUUAUAAAUACAUUAAAUGUGCUUAACAUGUGA